This is a messenger RNA of Aureococcus anophagefferens, 2700 nucleotides long. RefSeq lists its product as hypothetical. Gene Ontology annotation, biological process: regulation of mitotic cell cycle; mitotic spindle organization. Gene Ontology annotation, cellular component: mitotic spindle. Gene Ontology annotation, molecular function: protein binding. The transcript has 7 exons. Lineage: Eukaryota; Pelagophyceae; Pelagomonadales; Pelagomonadaceae. Bases 1 to 2700 code for a protein of 899 amino acids. The record is from RefSeq and is a predicted model, not a curated record.
AUGAUUGACGAUCUGCGAUCCUCCGAAAAUUUGACGUUGCUACGAUGCCUAGGAAUCACAUCCUCCAGCAAUGCGUCAUUUGCGGUUUCGUGGGGAGAUGUCUGCUACGUCGCCGGUGGCGUAAUUGCGUUCUACUCGCCGCGACGCAAUAGGCAGACCAAGUUCUGCUUUGCAGAUGCACCGGUUUCGGCCCUGGCACUGAGUAGGGAUAGAAAAUUAGUUUGUGCAGGGGUGAAAACAGUACCUGCGUCUCUACUCGUCUUCGACGCAUCAACUUGCGUAAUUGUGGAACGCUUUGAGAGUGAGCGUGCUGUCUGCGUCAAUGCUAUUGCUUUUUGCCCCGACGGCGAGAUGAUUGCGUCUGCCGCUUUACUGCGCGGUGACUGCUCGCUGACAGUGCUGGGUGACGCUUCUCUCCAUGGUGGCAAAGUAAAAUGUGUGAUCUGGACAGCAGAAUGGUUGAUAUCAUGUGGGAUUGCGGGUGUGAUGUUCUGGGAUGCUCGUUGUCUCGAGCUUGUACGCCAAUGCGCAUGUCCUAGCCCGCUGUGCGAUUUGGCGCUAUGGGGUUGCUAUGCUUUUGGAAUUUCCGCCUCAGGAAGCCUGCUCCUAUUCAAACCUAAGUGCACAAGAAUACUUCCCCUUGAUGCGGAGGUAUUUGCACUAUCAUGUGUGGGUGAACUUGUUGUUGUUGGUUGUACUGCGGGCAUCGUACGUUUGUUUCAGAUGGCAACUCUGGCAUAUGUGGGUGACUUACCACGCCCCCCCCCGCUCGGCUUGCAAAAUGCAACCUCGCAGCGAGAUUUGCUGGCUGAUGAUGAUCAACCGCAAAGCUAUCCAUCUACACUGUGCGUGCGGCUUCUGUGCGAUGGCACAUCGACCCGAGUUGCUGCCGCCUAUGCAGACCGAUCCUUGCUUGUCUGGGAUGUGGAGAUUCCAUAUGCGGGAGUCAAGUAUCGUUCCUUUCUUCACCAUUCAAGUUGCAUUUGGGAUCUCAAAUGCUUCGAGAAGAAAACCAAGGAUGACUCACCUGGUCUAUCGUCGACCAUCUCAGAGUCAUUUCCCAAUGGCACGUUCGUCACUUGCUCUUCUGACUUGACAGUUCGAUUUUGGGAUCUCGAAGCAGCGACAACCGGAAAGCACGGACUCUCGAAGCUAAGACACAAAACACGCAGGAAUAUAUUCUCCCGUGAGCUCCUUCGCGUCUUGGCUUUGGAUAAUAUCAACGAGAAGUCUAUAAUGUACAACAAGCCGCGAACACUUGCAUUGCGCUCGGGUGGCCUUGAAGUUGCAGUUGGAGUUGAAUCAGGAAAGAUUGCAAAGAACAUCCGUGUGCACGUGAUCUUUGAUGCAGCCUCCAUUGUGGCAACGCAUACUAUCCAGGCUCACACUGCUGAGGUACUUCGCGUUUCAUAUUCACGCCAGGCGCUACUAGCGUCUGCUGGAAGAGAUGGCCUUGUUCGCAUAUUUGAUGGUACGCGAGGUUACUCACUUCUUCAGAAGCUCGAAAAUCAUGGAGCAAAUAUGCCCACCACGUCACUUGCCUUUGCGGUAGAUGGCACAAAAUUGGUCACCAUUGGUGGCGACGCAACGCUUUCUCUUUGUACUGUUGACAAAUCCCUCCGCAUGCCUGUCACCAAAUUUCGGCGAGUGAGGACACGACCCAUAUUUGGCACAGCCUAUGACGUUGCGGUCGAUGCGACGGCCAAAUACGCUAUCUGUGCGGGGCCCGAUGCUAGACUGGACGUUCGCUCCCUUCUGACAGGCAAGCGUGUCCGAAGCUAUGAACUCGCGGAUGCAAACGCCACCAAGUUUGAUGUGUACCGACUAUGUGUGGAUAACGCUGGCGUUCAUGCCGCAUGUUGCUACUUCAAUGGUGUGGUUCGCCUCUUUGACUUCUACUCUGGCUCUUGCCUAGCCACAACCAAUGGGCAUGGUGAUCUUGUCACCUGUCUUACAUUUUCAGCAGAUGGAUCCAAGCUUUUGACUGCUGGCAGUGAUGGUUGUGUCCACACCUGGGGCUUGACACCGGAGCUAGUUCGAAUCGCAACAGAGAGAGACUCUGAACUCAGGGCUGCUCAAUGCCAGAAGAAAGAAGCCUCAAAUGUCUACGCCGUGGCUCCGUCGCUUCGCCAGGAGCGAUCUGCCUUGCGGAGUCGCCAAAGAGGGCAGGAGACAACUAUUGCUGUUAGAGGCGGAGUAUUAGGAGUCGAAAACAUGCGCGCACGACUUGCAGCGAUGGGUAUUCUAAAAGGCGACCAUGUGCAUGGAAAAAAAAAAAUGGACAGGUCAAGAGAUGAAAAAUCGGCAGUAACCGUGUUGCAGCCACGGGAGGCGCAUGAUGAUGCUUUGUCUGCUUUAAAGCUUGAGAUGAAUCAAGCGUUGCGUUUAUAUUCAGGCCUGUCUGCUGCUGCAUCUUGCAUAUUGGUUUCAAACGGCAGCACCGGAGUUGAAUCGACAUGUGCAAGUGCAGCACAUCUGUUAUCAAGCUACCGCAACGCGUUUGAAAAUAUUCAGAAGCUUCUGGCUAGGACUGAGCCACACAGACAUUGUUUUAAGAUGGGUUCCGAUAAUCUUCCUUAUAUGCAAGAAGUCGCAGGCCUGUGGCUGUGCAUUGCACAGUUCGACGUACCUAAACAGCAGGAAAUCGAUCCCGCCAUGGCGUUCUCUCUUUACAUUUCCAAAAAAACGGGUACAACCUAG